AUGCCCGCCGCUGCUCGCUACCUGCCGCCGCUGCUGCUGCUCCUCUCGCUGCCUUCGUCGCUGCUGAUCUCCGGCCUAGAUGGGCCGGGGGAGGGCGGCGGCCUGGCCUCCUCCUCAGCCGGGGACAAUGGGCUCACGGCCGCGGGGGGACACAUGAUGUCCGGCCCGGAGAGGGUCCUGACGCCCUCGGCUCUGACUGCAGAGCCCCAGUUUGCCCUGAAGGUGCUCCUGAGAGAUCUGGUGACCCGGCAGCCCUUGGCCGGGGCCUCGGUGGAUGUUUACGUCAACCACACCUUGAGGGGUUCGUCCCGAGCUGGGCGGAGCGGCGAGGUUCUGCUCUGGGUCGGCUACAGUCCGGGCCUCAGUUUGACCCUGCUGGGCCAUAAGGAAGGCUUCGUGCCCACCCCGCUGCCCUGGAGCACCACCAAGAGACCGAUCUUCUCUGCUGUGACGAUGCUGCUGCUUCCGCACAGUCAGGGCAACAUCUGGCUCUUUGAAGACUCCGUGCUCAUCACAGGGAAGUUACCCGACAGCUCCGCCCAACCAAGGGUCAAGUUCCCCCAGAACCUCCUGACCACCGCUGAUAAAAGCAACGUGUCAUCGCUGAUGGCGUAUCUGACUGUGCCACAGCACCACCUGGCGAAGGACUGCGCUAACUGCACCCCCGGCAUCAUCAGCAGCCAAUCAGUGCUCAGGAGCAUCGAACUGAGGGCGGUGGCAGCCGUCAGCGUCCUGCUGUACUCUGGUGGUGAGGAGCUCCAGGUCCGAGGGCCGAUCCAGAUCAGCCUCCCGUUGGGACAUAACACACACCUGAGGGUCUCCGAUACGGUACCAGCCUGGGCCUUCAAUCUGAAAACAGGUGCCUGGGAGAACCAUGGACUGGGAAUAGUUAAAACACUUGGUGAUGAGCUGAUUUGGACUUACACUGCCUCCCAUCUGGGAUACUGGAUUGCUGCUCCACAUCCUUUUUCCAAAGAUUACCCUGGAUAUGGCAGCUCAAUGGAUUUCAUCUCGUACCACUCCUACAGUCUGAUGGGAAUACUAGGCGGAACUCUUGUUGUGGUGAUUGGACUCCUGUCGUUGCUUUUGUGUCACUGCGGAGGUUCCUCUCGAGAGCCCACGAGGAGGCGUGCACGCUUCUCCAAGCUCACGGUGGUGAAAAAAGACCAAACCACCUCCACCCACAUGGAGGAGGGUUUGCUGUUCCGAUCAGGGGACGACCUCGCCUCCUGCAGCGUCACCUGUGAGCUGUCCACACCGAGACACAAAGCCAACUACAACAUCUAUGUGGAGGAUCCUGGGAGUCUUACUGCAGCUCCUCCUUAUGACAACAUCGCUGCAGAUCGGAUGAAGGGACCACAGCCUCACUACAUCAACAGUGAGGAGGUGGCUUGGAUACGGGAGAAAACAGAGCAGAAUCGAGCCAAUAUGAACUCUGAGAACUUCUUUCAGGAUAAGCUAGUGCAUAUCUACAACCAGCCAGUGGCGAUUAUUCAAGCUCCGGAGCUGUUCGGUGCUCAGGAACCGCAGCUACCGGGAUGCAAGUCCAACACUUUCCCCAGAAAAGGGGUGGAGUAUGACGGCCAUUCAGAACCUGCCAGUAAGGACAACUACACCCAGACGCUACCCAAAGUUCCUCACCACCACUCCCAGGGUGGAAACAGCCCCCAGCAGAGCAAUCAAGAUGACCCUCAGCCUCUGGAGACUCCACCACCAGGACCAGGUCCAAACUCUGGUGUGUGGGGACGCUACAGUAACCUCCUUGAAUCUUCCGUCUCUGUACCUGGGACUCUCAACGAGGCAGCUGGUAUGGGGGCCUUCGGCAGUGGGCACACCAGUGAGCUACAGGGGAUUUCUGAGCGUACUUUACUGGAGCUGACCCGAGGCAAGUCCUCCUCCUCUCACCCCAGAGCCUGGUUUGUCUCUCUGGAUGGGAAGCCAGCUGCUCAAGUCCGCCACUCCAUCAUUGAGCUGCAGAGCCGGCACCGCCCACCGAGCAGCAAUGACACCAGCCUGGACUCUGGCGUAGACAUGAACGAGCCCCAGCACAACAUCCGUGAGUCGGAGCGUGACAGGCCUUCGAUUAGGGUCUCCUCAUUUCCACACCAUGGCCGAGGGGGGAGGUACGGUGAGGAGCAGGACCUGAGCAGCAGUGAGAGUGGUACCACUGCAACUUGCACGCCAGAGGACCCUUCCCUCAGGAACAUUUUAGACGGGAGCAGCGGGGCUAUUCCCAAUAUUCCUGAAGAGCAGGAUGGGAUGGAUACAUCCAGCGCUCAGGAGGAUAGUGAGUCAAGAGGAACGCCACCUCCUCGGCGACUUAGGAAGGUGAGGGAGAAAGGGAAGGCAGAAAAGAGGAAGCAUGUUCGGGAGAGCAGACCUCUGACGAAGAGAAGUUAGAAACUAGAUCAAUUUGUUUGUGUUCACAAAGGCAUUGUUGUUGUUCUCUGAUUGUACAACUCUGCCAAAGAAACCAUAAGCUAACCCUAGAAAACAGUGGUUCCCAACCAUGGUCCUUGAGGAACGCCAUCCUGCAUGUUUUAGUUGUUUCCCUGCUCCAGCACACCUGAUUCAGUGAUUUUAUUACUCUCUCAAGUUCUGCCAAAGCCUGUUAAGCACUCAGUCAUUCAAAUCAGGUGUGUCAA
Messenger RNA from Nematolebias whitei (Rio pearlfish), 2645 nucleotides. RefSeq names its product protein FAM171B (gene fam171b). The record is from RefSeq and is a predicted model, not a curated record. The coding region runs from base 1 to 2400 and encodes 799 amino acids. The transcript has 8 exons. NCBI's taxonomy places the organism in Eukaryota, Metazoa, Chordata, Actinopteri, Cyprinodontiformes, Rivulidae.